AUGGUGCAGUACAAUUUCAAGAAGAUGACGGUCGUGUCGUCGGGAAAGGAUCUGGUGGACAUUGUGCUGUCGCGGACUCAACGGCAGACACCUACGGUGGUGCACAAGGGCUACGCUAUUUCCCGCCUCCGGCAGUUCUACAUGCGGAAGGUAAAGUUCACGCAGACUACCUUCCACGACAAGCUCUCCACCAUCAUCGACGACUUCCCCCGCCUCGACGACAUCCACCCCUUCUACUCCGACCUCCUUCACGUGCUCUACAACAAGGACCACUACAAGCUCGCCCUUGCUCAGGUGAACACCGCUCGAUCCCUCAUCGGCCGUGUCGCCAAGGAUUACGUCCGCCUGCUCAAGUUCGGCGACUCCCUGUACCGCUGCAAGUCCUUGAAGGUCGCUGCACUCGGUCGGAUGUGCACCAUCGUCAAGCGCAUAGGUCCAUCCCUCGCCUACCUCGAGCAGGUCCGCCAGCACAUGUCCCGUCUCCCCUCCAUCGACCCCAAUACCCGCACCAUCCUCAUAUGCGGCUUCCCCAACGUCGGAAAAUCAUCCUUCAUCAACAAGAUCACUCGCGCCGACGUCGACGUCCAACCCUACGCCUUCACCACCAAGUCCCUCUUCGUCAGCCACACGGACUACAAGUACCUCCGCUACCAAGUAAUCGACACCCCCGGCAUCCUCGACCGGCCGUUCGAGGACAGGAAUAUCAUUGAAAUGUGCAGCAUCACCGCCCUCGCCCACCUACGUGCUGCCAUCCUCUUCUUCCUCGAUGUCUCCGGCUCUUGUUUUAGUGUCAAGGAUUUUAUUUUGUCAGAGUUUGUUAAACGUUGA
This is a messenger RNA of Nymphaea colorata (pocket water lily), 828 nucleotides long. RefSeq names its product nucleolar GTP-binding protein 1-like. The coding region runs from base 1 to 828 and encodes 275 amino acids. Gene Ontology annotation, cellular component: nucleolus. The transcript has a single exon. The record is from RefSeq and is a predicted model, not a curated record. NCBI's taxonomy places the organism in Eukaryota, Viridiplantae, Streptophyta, Magnoliopsida, Nymphaeales, Nymphaeaceae. Gene Ontology annotation, biological process: ribosomal large subunit biogenesis. Gene Ontology annotation, molecular function: RNA binding; GTP binding; GTPase activity.